Molecule: messenger RNA, 708 nt
Organism: Rotaria sordida
Lineage: Eukaryota; Metazoa; Rotifera; Eurotatoria; Philodinida; Philodinidae
Source: the annotation of a GenBank genome assembly
AUGUUUUUUGUACUUGUUGGUCUUGCUUUAAUUGGACUUGGUAUUUAUGUCAAAAUCGACAAUAAAUUUGCAACAGUCUUAAGUAAAUUUGCUGAAGUAAGCAAUUUUGAAGGACAAUCACUAGGAUUUCUAGCAUUCGUUUUAAUUGGUGGUGGUAUUUUUACACUUGUAAUUGCAGUAUCCGGUUGUUUAGGAUCUUUAUGGCACAAUCGAUGUUUAUUAUAUUUUUAUGCCAUCAUUCUUGGUAUUCUGAUGACUAUCGAAUUAGUUGGUUUUAUUUUAGCAUUCGCAUAUAAGGGCAAACUUGAAGAUGUAUAUAAAAAAAGUUUAACAACAGUCUUUACUAAUGCUCUAGUCAAAAACGAUACAAAAGUAUUAAAUGCUUUUCAUGACAUGGAAAAUUCAUUGAAAUGUUGUGGUGCAAAUGGCAAAAAGGAUUACACAGAAAGCGGAAGAGAUGCACCUAGUUGGUGUUAUCAAUAUCAACAAGGCUGCUCUACUAUUAUUAUUGAUAUUCUUCAAAAAAAUUUACCGAUCAUUGGAGGUAGUUUGGGUGCUGUUUUGUUGUUGGAAAUAAUGGGUUUCAUUGCUGCUAUUGUAUUAGCUGUAGCACUCAAACAUGCACCUGAUGAUACUUAUUCAUCAAGUCCUGGAGAAGUUAUUUCUUAUGUUGUACCAGGUCGACGUCGUAAUUACUAUAAACUUUAA